UAUCAGUAAGAGGAGUGAUGUUGGGGUGGGGGUGAGAGAAGAGUCGGUGAUAUGUGGGGUUUAGUUUUGAGCUCUGUGUGUAAAACUUCGCGAAAGAGGAAGAGACUCUGUACUCAGUUCCAUGUUUCUGUUUGUUCAGACUCUAAUCUGCAGUCUGGUUUGCGUUUUAUUCCAGGCAAAUUUGAAGCAGGAGAGAAGAGCUUUCAUGCCGGAAGGGUUUAAUCUUCUGCUUUUCCUAUUUCUGCUAUAGCGAUUUAGUGCUUUAUUAGUCACUACCCUGUCCACCCUGAAGAGAGAGUCAUGCAAACAGCAGCUCAUAUUAAUCGGAUUUUAUGUGCCCACGAUGGGAGAAUGGAGCUGGAGGAGCUGUACGGUCAGCUGCUGGGACUGGAGUUAAAGGAUGAAGUAGAAGAUGCUCUAAAAGACACAGAUAUGUUUGUGAUCACUGGUGAGGAAAACAAGGUGGUGGUUGCCAAGACUAAACUGAGGCUGUGUAGAGUCAGGGACUGCCAAGGCUGCAGUAACCUCCACCUGUGUAAAAUGUACCUGUUGGGAGACUGUCCAUUUGAGAAAGAGAGAGGGUGCCGUUUUUGCCAUGACCUUUCCUCUGAGCAUAACAAGAGAGCACUGCAGGAACACAACCUGCUGGGGCUGGACCGCAGUGAGCUGUGCAUUAUACUUCUUCAGAAUGACAACACCCUACUGCCUCCAGUGUGCUUUGCAUAUAACAAAGGCAGCGGGGAAUACGGCCACUGCUCUGAUAAAGAGGCCUGUGUUAAACUCCAUGUGUGUGAGAACUACAUCAGAGGAACCUGUGAUGGCAGCACUAAAUGCAGCCGAUCCCACGACUUCUACGAGCCUCAUUCAAUAAACAACUUCGCAGCCAAGCGUAUUCCCAUUCAGCUUGUUGGGUCAGUGCUGCCCGCCUACAGUAACAGGCUCAUAAUCUGGGAUUCUAACAGAGUUAACAACAGUAUCAACCCAACCAAUGCAGCAGACAAAUCAGAGAUAUGCUUGUACCACAUCAGAAAAUUCUGCAAGCGAGGAAAUGGGUGUCAAAGAGUACAUUACCAUCUGCCAUAUAAGUGGGAAGGAACAGAUGGACACAACUGGAAAGUUCUGCCAGACAAUGAAGAGAUAGAAAAAGCAUUCUGUGAUCCUGCUAAGAUGUACAGUGAUGGCACUGAACCAGUAUACUUUGAUACUAUGAUUCAAGGUUUUGCAGAGGUUCGCCGUCUCUCUACUGUUUCAUCAGUGCUGAACCCCACCUUCAUCCUCACCACCACUUGGAUCUGGUACUGGGAGGAUGAUAAUAGGAAUUGGAUCCAGUAUGGAUCAUCUGAUGGGACCCACCAUAAGUCCUCCAUUACCAGUGAGGAUGUGGAGAGGAAAUACCAGGAAGACAACAGCGCUACAGUGGAGUUCACAUCCGGACAACACAGCUAUGACCUCAAUAUGCAAGACAUGAUGCAGUAUAACAGACAGAAGGGAAGCAAAAGAGCUGUCAGGAGGAGACCUGUGUUUCUCUCAGCUGAAGAUGUACAAAAGAUCAAAACAAGGGGUCUUUCACAAAAUUCUAGAGCUUUGCCUCAUCACUGGGAUAAGACCAGUAUGCCUGAAACUGGUUUUAAGAGAGUUCCUUUGAAGAACACAUCAGAGGAAUAUAAGAAGAUUAUUGAGCUCUUUAACCAGACGAUGUCAGGAUUCAGUGUGAAGAGCAUUGAAAGGGUGCAGAACCAGGACUUAUGGAAUGUUUUUCAGUGGCAAGAGGAUGUCAUGAAAAAGAAAACAGUGGGCAGGGAAAAUGAGAAACUUCUGUUUCAUGGUACUGAGUACAAGCACAUUGACGCCAUCUGCCAGCAGAACUUCGACUGGAGAAUCUGUGGAGUUCAUGGAACAGCAUACGGGAAAGGGAGUUAUUUUGCCAGGGAUGCCAAUUACUCCCACAGAUACACCAAUGAUUCUGGACCCCGAUGCAUGUUUGUUUGUCGGGUUCUGGUAGGAGAAUACACGACUGGACUUCCCAGCCACGUUCGCCCUCCUUUAAAGGAUGGAGGGGAUACAGUUUUUUUUGACAGCUGUGUAAAUGACAUCAACAACCCCUCCAUAUUUGUGGUUUUUGAGAAGCAUCAGGUUUACCCUGAGUACUUAAUUCAGUAUGAAAAUAAAGCAGGGAACAAUCCUGAACACAUCCUCGUUGAGGAGUUGUCACAAAUGGGUCUUGCUAGUUCAGAUGAUGAAUCUGUUCUCCACCAGCUUUCUCGCCAGUCUUCAUACUCAAGCAUUACAAGUGAAGAGAGUGUCGAAUCAGUGUGCACAGAUCCAGACGCUGUUGCAGUCACUGGCCCAGCAGUUGUUCCAAAAUUCCAUGUUAUUCACCCGCACAGGGCCUUACGAUCUGCAUGCUUAAAGAGUAGACCUCUCAAAUGUGGUAGGGUGCGCCUUACAACGCAUUCUCGCCUCAUCAAGUCCUCCUCAGUCAGAAACUUCCCCAACAGCAGGACACAUCAAAGAAGACUGAAAACAUCUGGAUCACUGGCUUCACCAGAAAACAUGCCAACUGCCAUGAAUACAGCAUUGUCCCUUGGAGCCCCAAUUGCCACUCAAGAGUGGUCAGUUUUGUCUAUGUCUGCUAACGAAUCAAGUCCUGUCCCUUCAUCUGCAGAGUCUUCAACCUAUACCAACCCUUCAGACUUCAUGAGAAAAAGGAAUACCAGAAAAAACAGACCAAACACAAGAGGCUUACUCACAAGACGAAGGCCCAAAACAACAUCAGCCAGCACAUCUGCAAGCUGGUCAGGUGAUAUCAAGACUUCAAACUUGGUUAGCUGUCAAAAUAACAGACCAAAAAGACAGAAAGGGGUUAUGUCACCUAAAGCAAUAUGUCCUGUAACUUUGGGUACAGACUUAUCAGCUGAAACCAAGACUUCAAAUCCGGGAGAAAGGCAGUAUGCCAGACAGAUCAGGCCAGAUAUGACCAGAUCAUCAUCUGAAACCAAGACUUCAAACCCGGUUGGAAGUCAGAAGAAGGCCAGACAUAACAGGGGAAACAUGACCAGGUCAUCAGAUGACACCAAAACUUCAAACCCGGUUGGAAGUCAGAAGAAUGCCGGAAAUAACAGGCCAAACAUGACCAGAUUAUCAGCAGAUACUAAGACCUCAGACUCGGUUAGAAAUACCAGACAAGACAAGCCAAACUUUAACCAGUCAACGAGAAGAUUAGGUCCAGGGAUGGCGUCUACAAGCUCGUCAACUAGUACAACAGGUCCAAACUCAGCUAAGGGUCAGAAUGCUAAACAACAGAGGUCAAAUUUGGCCCAGACAGCAAAAGGACCAGCUCCUCCCAACUCGUCUGCAAACCUGUUGCCAGCUGAUACCAAGACCCCAAAAUCAGGUAGAUCUCAGAAUAUCAAACAAGAGAUGCCCAGAUCAGCUGGAGGAGUAAGUACUGGGGCUACCCAAACUUCAAAGCCAGCUACAACUGGAAAUCCCAGCCAACAGAAGUCUAAUAUGACCCGACCUGCGAGAGGGUUAAAUCCAGCGACUUCUUCAGCGAGCUCAAACCAGUCAACUCGAAGCAGUACUUCCAAGUCAGUUAAAAGUGAUGGUGUAAAAACACAGAGCACUACCCCCUCUGCUAAAUCUAAAUCUAGUGGUGCUGCACAAAAGACUAAAACGGCAGGUAAGGGCUCUAAAGGCUCAACACCAAGGCGUUAAUACUGUUGUUGGUCUUACUUAACCCUAUUAAAUCAAUUGUGGUGAUCCAUUCUGAGAAUUCGGUGACGGCCCAUUUAAAGCUCCACUAGGUAGAAUUGAGAUUUUGUGCUCGUGGGCUCCCCCAACAGUUGCAGAGUGUAAUAAAUGUAUACAGCACUGUCGUAACACUUACACUUAACAUGAUAUAUUUACACAUUUAACCCAAUCCCUAAUGCUAAUCGCACGCAAGCCUACAGCUUUAGCAGUUAAAACAAACACUUUUACUCAACUUAUAUCUCACAUAUUUACACUGUGGUUGUUUUAAUAACCUUUUAACUCUCUUAUUAACAUUUUAAGCUCCUUACAAAACAGAAAUACCCACUGAUUUACCUGUAAUCUGUCUUUAUCUGGAGUUUCUCCGGUACAGCACAGAUGAACAGCACAAUAGAUCUAGAUCUUUUUAGUGAACGGGUUCUAAUGAUGCAGUUCAUCUAAAAGAGCUGCUGUGCCCAUCACUAUUAGUUCGCUUCUGUAAAGAAUGAACCAACUCCAAAUAGCGGUUUUUGUAGUCCUUGUAGAACUGUUAGAACUACAUACAGGUCGGAAAGCAGGUCACAGUUCUCGAAAGAGGCGCAGUUCUCGCGAACGUUGGUCGCGGCCGCCUAGGAAACCUUACAGAGUCUGGUUUGAGCUCACAGGAGCACGGCACAGACACGAAAGGACAGCUAUUCCUCCUAUUACACCUUAAUGGAGCGCUGCAGUGAGUUUGAAGCAUUAAUUUUACUUCUUUAAAAAGUUUAAUAAUCAAGGAAAUCCUACGUAGUGUGCCUUUAACUAAUUUAAAUUAUCUGUACAAAAGGAAAGUGCUUGCUUGAGCACAGUGAAAUGUAGAAGUGAAAUAAAAUUAGCACUAUGGAAUUAAAUGAGUGAAUAAAUAAGACUUUCUAAUUGUAGACCUGAAGUGUGCUACUUCUUUCUGUCAUUAUAUAAACAUGUACACUGAUUUUGGACCUGGAUCGUAUCUGCUAUGUAAUAAGAUGUAAAAUCAGCUGCAAAAACAACUAUAACUAAUUAAUGACUGAUUUGUGGUUGAUUUGUAAUUUUACUUUCAAAUGGCCUAAUAAAUAACAAUUAUGUAAUUUGUAUUCUUCA
Messenger RNA from Astyanax mexicanus (Mexican tetra), 4848 nucleotides. RefSeq names its product protein mono-ADP-ribosyltransferase PARP12. NCBI's taxonomy places the organism in Eukaryota, Metazoa, Chordata, Actinopteri, Characiformes, Acestrorhamphidae. The coding region runs from base 301 to 3717 and encodes 1138 amino acids. The record is from RefSeq and is a predicted model, not a curated record. Gene Ontology annotation, molecular function: metal ion binding; NAD+ poly-ADP-ribosyltransferase activity. The transcript has 12 exons.